AUGACCACCGAUUACCAUACGCCGGUUCACUUGAGUUGCUACCCGGGUAGCAACUACCGGCGGUACCUACUUGUAUCUACCUCCCGAUUCACCAGUGUAACCGGUAGCUGUUUGUAUCGACUUCCCGAUUCACCUUUGGCAGGCUCCCAUUGAAUAUUCCUCUAAAGCGAUUUUUAUGGUUUAAUGAAAGGUUUAUGGAUUUUGGUACUAGCAAGAAAACCUUCAGGAAAGGACGAUCAAGCCCCCUCCGCAGAGAAAUCUCGACUCUCUGUUCAACUUCAGCGGCUCUUUCCACUUCAACCAGCAUCAACUCGCCAUUUCCGGAUUCUUCAAGAACGAGGUCCUCCAGCGCGUCUACGUCAACGACGACAUGCACUCGUACGUCUUCUUCUUUCAUUUUGAUUCUUUUAUCUUUUUUCAGUAUGAAAUGA
This is a messenger RNA of Caenorhabditis auriculariae, 431 nucleotides long. The record is from the annotation of a GenBank genome assembly. Lineage: Eukaryota; Metazoa; Nematoda; Chromadorea; Rhabditida; Rhabditidae.